This is a messenger RNA of Fusarium keratoplasticum, 654 nucleotides long. RefSeq lists its product as uncharacterized. Gene Ontology annotation, molecular function: hydrolase activity. The record is from RefSeq and is a predicted model, not a curated record. The transcript is spliced from 4 exons. Bases 1 to 654 code for a protein of 217 amino acids. Lineage: Eukaryota; Fungi; Ascomycota; Sordariomycetes; Hypocreales; Nectriaceae.
AUGCUUCUAUUCUUGAUCAUGGCGGCCUUCCUAGCCUCCUUGGCUUCGGCCCAGUGCCCCUCCGGCGCACACAUCGUCGUGGCUCGUGGCAGCGAGGAGCCCCAGGGACCUGGCGUCUUGGGCCCCGUCGCUGAGCGUAUCAAGAAUCUUGUCCCCGGCUCUGAUAUCGAGUCCCUCAUCUACCCUGCUCUGUUCGAACCCUACAACCCCUCGCAGAUGGCUGGCGUUGCGGCCAUGACCCAGCUUGUUGGUGACUUUACCCACCAGUGCCCCGACACCAAGAUCAUUAUCCUUGGGUAUUCUCAGGGCGCGCAUGUCACCAUGGACACCUUCUGCGGUGCUAGUUCCGUCGGUUUCCCUGAGACCACUCCCCUCCCUUCGUCCAUCUCCAACAAGGUUGCUGCUAUCAUUGUCAUGGGCGAUCCCAGCCUCGUUAAGGGACAGUCCUUCACCAUUGGGAGCAGCGAUGGCAGCGGCGUUCUCGCCCGCCAGAACCCUGAUGGCUGCAAGGCUAUUGCUGACAAGACCAUCUCUAUCUGCGACGCCGGUGAUCCUUUCUGUGAGGCUGGUAGCCAGAACCUCACUGUCCACAUGAGUUACGCUACGAUCUGGGGUGACUACAUCGUCAGCCGCGCUUCGUCAGCUCAAGGUUGA